AUGGGGUUUGGUGGUCCCCUGUCUGCACAGGAGCAGAUGUUCAUCCUGUAUGAGGUCAAAAUGCAGUGCUUUCAGAACCUGUCCAACAUGGAACUGGCAAUCGCAGAUGAAGUGUGCCCUCCUGACUGGGACGGUCUUAUUUGUUGGCCCCAAGGCUCCCCUGGACAGGUCACAAAUGUCCCUUGUCCAUCUUACAUCUAUGACUUCAAUCACAAAGGACAUGCUUACAGGAAGUGUGAUGUCAACGGUUCCUGGGUAUUUGUGGAGAACUGGAACAAGACGUGGGCCAACUACUCAGAGUGUCUCCGCUUCCUUCAGCCUUUUACCGACGAGGAAGCAAGACAAGACUUCUUUGAGCGGUUGUACGUCAUGUACACCACUGGCUACGCCGUGUCCUUCAGCUCUCUGCUUGUGGCCAUCAUGAUCAUCGGAUACUUCAGGCGUCUUCACUGCACCAGAAACUACAUCCACAUGCACCUGUUUGUUUCCUUCAUGUUACGGGCAGUCAGCAUCUUCGUAAAGGACAAAGUUGUUUAUACAAGUGCGGGAUUGCAGGACUUUGACUCGGCCCUGGUGGACAACUUAAAAACAGUUAGCAUUGCAUCACUUGACAAGUCUCAAUACAUCGGCUGUAAGGUGACGGUGCUGCUCUUCAUCUAUUUUCUGGCUACAAACUAUUACUGGAUCCUGGUCGAAGGCCUCUACCUGCACAGCCUCAUCUUCAUGGCAUUCCGGUCCGAUUCCAAAUAUCUCUGGGGCUUCAUUCUCAUAGGCUGGGGUGUGCCAGCUCUUUUUGUGGCAGUCUGGGCGAUUGUCAGGGCAACACUGGCAGAUGCAAGGUGCUGGGAGUUGAGUGCUGGUAACAUUAAGUGGAUUUACCAGGUACCCAUUUUGACAGCAAUAGGGCUCAACUUUAUUCUCUUUGUGAAUAUUGUUCGAGUUCUGGCCACGAAGAUACGAGAGACCAAUGCGGGGAGAUAUGAUACCAGGAAACAGUACAGGAAAUUAGCAAAGUCCACCCUGGUUCUGGUGCUGGUGUUUGGUAUCCACUACAUCAUCUUCGUUGGGAUGCCUCAUACAUUUGAGGGAUCAAGCUGGGAGAUCCGGAUGUACUGUGAACUUUUCUUCAACUCAUUUCAGGGCUUCUUCGUGUCUAUUAUAUAUUGCUACUGCAAUGGAGAGGUCCAGACAGAAAUAAAGAAAACCUGGACACGUUGGAAUCUGGCCUUUGACUGGGAGGGCCCAGUGGUCUGCGGUCGCUAUCGAUACGGCUCUGUGGUUGUGGGUUUGAACAACAACAGCACCAGCAGUCAGUCCCAUCUGGCAGGUGGUGGGCUUUCCACUCGAUCCACCACAGUGGCUUCCAGCCGCAUCAGUCGAAGCACAGGCCCCCCAUCGAUCAACGUGCACGCCACCCUUCCAGGGUACGUAAUGACAAACUCAGACCCAUCCAUACCAGAGGAACCUGAAGACAGUGGCCCUAAACAAGUGGACGAUAUCUCGCUGAAGGAAAAUCUGGCAGUCCUGAAUAUGAGUGCAACAGUGGAGGAUGAGGAGGAAACACUGUAG
Messenger RNA from Nematolebias whitei (Rio pearlfish), 1569 nucleotides. RefSeq names its product parathyroid hormone 2 receptor a (gene pth2ra). NCBI's taxonomy places the organism in Eukaryota, Metazoa, Chordata, Actinopteri, Cyprinodontiformes, Rivulidae. Gene Ontology annotation, cellular component: plasma membrane. The transcript has 12 exons. The record is from RefSeq and is a predicted model, not a curated record. Bases 1 to 1569 code for a protein of 522 amino acids. Gene Ontology annotation, biological process: cell surface receptor signaling pathway; adenylate cyclase-modulating G protein-coupled receptor signaling pathway. Gene Ontology annotation, molecular function: parathyroid hormone receptor activity; G protein-coupled peptide receptor activity; peptide hormone binding.